This is a messenger RNA of Cheilinus undulatus (humphead wrasse), 3377 nucleotides long. RefSeq names its product zinc finger protein 260-like. NCBI's taxonomy places the organism in Eukaryota, Metazoa, Chordata, Actinopteri, Labriformes, Labridae. Bases 109 to 2175 code for a protein of 688 amino acids. The transcript has 2 exons. The record is from RefSeq and is a predicted model, not a curated record.
AGCAUCUUGGCGUGUUUGGGUUAUUCAGCGGCCUGUAGGAGAGAAAUCCCUGAACUGUGUUCAGAGUUGACAUUUCUUUUCCUUCGUUGAGUCUCGGAUGUUUGUAAAAUGUCGGGCUUUCGGGAUCCCCCAGAUGUCCAGCAGCUGACAGAGAUAAAAGAAGAGGUUCUCCCUGAGCAGCAGGAGAGGAGCGCCAGUCUGAGCCAGGAGGAGUCACCCCAACCAGCACACAUCAAAGAGGAACAGGAGGAAAUGGGGUACAGUCAGGAGAGGGAGCAGCUUCAUAAACCAGAGGGGGCUGGUAUGAGCAUAUUCACGUUCAGUUCUUUCUCUGUGAAAAGUGAAGAGGAUGGAGAGAAACCACAGUCUUUAAAGCUUGAUGAAGACCAAAGUGUAGAGAACAGAGACACGAAGCAUUUGAAAAUGGAAUCUGAUGGAGAGGACUGUGGAGGAUCUGGAGCAGACAGAGACUUUCAUCCAGGCAAUCAUUCACAACCAUUUAAUCCUGACGAGACUUCAGGACUUUCUGGAUCCGAGACUGAUGACAGUGGUGAUUGGGAGGAGAGUGGUGAUGAACCCCAAGAAGGUUUAGAGCAUCUGCAAAACAAAGACACAGAUGUUAAAGAUAUAAGAUGUAACACUGGUGACACAUCAGAUAGCUCCUCUGAAUGUGCUUCAAGCUCUGGACUGAAGAAAGAAGUCAAGAAACACAAGGGAACUCAUACAGGAGAGAAACCAUUUAGUUGUUCAGUGUGUCAGAAAAGUUUUUCAUUUAGACAAGUAUUGGCAACUCACAUGAAAGUCCACACAGGGGAGAAACCAUUUAGUUGUUCAGUUUGUCAUAAAACAUUUUCUCUAAAUGGAAAUCUGAAGAAACACCUGCAAGUUCACACGGGGGAGAAACCAUUUAGUUGUUCUGUUUGCCAUAAAAGAUUUUCUCGACAAGGAAAUAUGAAUAGACAUUUAACUGUUCACACAGGGGAUAAACCAUUUAGUUGUUCAGUUUGUUGUAAAAGAUUUCCUCACAAAAGAAAUCUGAAGCUGCACAUGAAUAUCCAUACAGGAGAGAAAUUGUUUAGUUGUUCAGUUUGUGGGAAAGGAUUUUCCCAACAGGGACACCUUAAGCUGCACAUGAAUGUCCACACAGGAGAAAAACCUUUUAGUUGUUCAGUUUGUCACAAAAAAUUUUCCCAGCAGGGACAUCUGAAGGAACACUUGACUGUCCACACAGGGGAGCAACAAUUCAGUUGUUCAGUUUGUCAUAAAAAGUUUUUCCACCAAAGAAAUCUAAAGGAACACUUGACUGUCCACACAGGGGAGAAACCAUUUAGUUGUUCAGUUUGUAAGAAAGAUUUUCGAUUUAGACAAGCAUUGGUGAGGCACAUGAGGGUUCACACAGGGGAGAAACCAUUUCAGUGUUCAGUUUGUAAAAAAUGUUUUCGAUUGAAACAAAUGUUGGUGAAGCACGAGAGAGUACACACGGAAGACAAACCUUUUACAUGCUCAGUUUGUCACAAGAGCUUUUCCCAGCAUGAAAGUCUUAAGAGCCACUUGACUGUCCACACAGGAGAGAAACCAUUUAGUUGUUCAUUUUGUCAUAAAGGAUUUUCCCAUCGAAGCAAUCUGGCAAAACAUGUUACUAUCCACACAGGUGAGAAACCAUUUAGCUGUUCAGUUUGUGGGAAGAGAUUUCCUCAAAAAAGAAAUCUGAAGCUGCAUUUGAAUGUCCACACAGGGGAGAAACCAUUUAGUUGUUCAGUUUGUGGUAAAAGAUUUUCCCAACAGGGACAUCUGAAGAGCCACUUGACUGUCCACACAGGGGAAAAACCAUUUAGUUGUUCAAUUUGCCAUAGAAAAUUUCUUCACCAAAAAACUCUGAGAGAACACUUGACUGGCCACACAGGGGAGCAACAAUUUAGUUGUUCACUUUGCCCUAAAAAAUUUUCUCACCACAGGAAUCUUAGGAAACAUUUGGCAGUCCACACAGGGGAGAAACCAUUUAAUUGCUCAGUUUGUGGUAAAAAAUUUACAAGAAGUAUAGAUGCAAGAAGACACUCUUCAAUCCACACAGAGGAUAAACCAUUUAGUUGUGAGGUUUGUGAUGAAAGAUUCAUACAGCUAGAAAAUUUUAAAAAUCACAAGUGUGUUGGUGAGAGCAGUGGAAAUCCAGAAUAAUUUGUGCUUUAUCCCAUUUGUCCAGCUGAGAAAAAGCUGUUGUUGCUUUCACCUAUUUACUCCUUUAACUAACUUUGAUACACGUUGCUUUGUAGUGUCUUGAUGUAAUCUUUUUUUGAUGAAUUGUAACUAUACAAAGAACAAUAGAUAGACUGAUUGAUUGAUUAUGUUUUCAGCCUUAUUUUUUCUAUUUGGUCCCACAGUUCAGAACAUUUUUUUUAAAUGUAUUGAAACAUUGUUAACAUUUUGUAUUACCCAUACAGAACCCCUAAGAGUCCAACAUCUAAAAAAGGAUAGUGAAAACUAUAGAAUUAAUAAAUAUCACUGAUACAUAAAUAUGACAUUGAGCUAUUCAAAACUCUAGUGGCAGUCAGGAUAAAAUAUUUUUUCAGUCUGUUUUAAAUGCUGGAAAGAAAUGUCUGUGCCCAGAUGGGAAUAGUGCAGCCGGUCCCAGCACUAAAUAGCAUUCUAUGAUAUGCAGAAUGUAUGAUUUGUAGCAUAAUUUAAGUGUUGAAGAAAAUGUAUUAGAAACUAUGAUUCAAAACAGUUCUUUUGCUAAGCAUGGCUGUGUGUUUGGAAAGGGUUUUGUCCUAUUUAGUUUGCUGAGAGCAGAGUUUCUUUCUUCUUUCGAUCAUUGAAUGUGUGUUGUCACUGUCUGACAUAUGGAAGCUUAUGUGUCUAAUACUGGUGCAGCUUACUCAUCAGAAAUGUGUUCAAGGUAUGAGUCAGUCAUGAAUAUUAUUAGACCAGUAGCUGUUUAACCAAUCAAACACAACGCUACAUCCAGAAUGAAGGCUUGUAUAAAUGUUUUACAUUGUAUGAUUAGAACAUGUAUAUAAUACAAGGGAUUAGUAUAGCAAUCAGACACACAGCUACAGCUACAAUACUGUUACCACAGAACAAGUGGCUGAAGGACUCAUGCUCUCUGUUAAAAAAGGGAGAGCUUGGGGGAUGCAUUUGGUUCUCUGGAUUUUGUAAUAUUGGUUUACUUCUGUAUUUGAUCAUGUUAGAAAGAUGCUCUUUUAUAAGGAGUUUAUACAUUUUUCUGCCACUGGACAUUUCUUAUCAAGCUGCCUGACAGAUUUACCCAUGUUUUCCCCAUCAGUAACAGUGGAUCAAUUUUGUGAAUACAGUGUUUGACUACAGUGUUUCUUUUGUUUCCAGCACUGAGGUGGAAUGAUAAAUAUUUGAGAACUUUUUUG